GUGAAAGCGGAGGACUGAUGUGUGUCAGGGGUGCAGGAAUCUGUCGGUUACAUUUGUGUUUCGCGGUGGGUUUCUGGUUGAGAAAAUGGACACGUUAAACAAGCUGAAGCAGUUUGACGCAUAUCCCAAAACUCUGGAGGAUUUCCGAGUGAAGACGUGGGGAGGAGCGACCGUGACCAUCAUCAGCGGUGUCAUCAUGUUAAUCCUGUUUGUCUCUGAGCUGCAGUACUAUCUCACUAAAGAGGUUCACCCUGAGCUGUACGUCGACACGUCUCGAGGGGACAAACUGAAAAUCAACAUCGACGUCAUUUUCCCUCACAUGCCCUGCGCCUAUCUUAGUAUAGACGCGAUGGACGUGGCUGGUGAGCAGCAGCUGGAUGUUGAGCACAAUCUGUUCAAACAGCGGCUGGACAAAGACCUGAAACCCGUCACGGCCGAGGCAGAAAAACACGAGCUUGGUAUGGCAGAUGAUGGCGAAGUGUUUGACCCCAGUUCACUGGACCCAAACAGAUGUGAGAGCUGCUACGGAGCUGAGACUGAAGACCUUAAGUGCUGUAACACCUGCGAUGACGUGCGGGAGGCGUACCGGCGGCGAGGCUGGGCGUUUAAGAGCGCCGACACCAUCGAGCAGUGUAAGAGGGAGGGCUUCACACAGAGGAUGCAGGAGCAGAAGAACGAGGGCUGUCAGGUGUACGGCUUCCUGGAGGUCAACAAGGUGGCAGGAAAUUUCCACUUUGCUCCUGGUAAAAGUUUCCAGCAGUCUCAUGUCCACGUGCACGCUGUGGAAAUUCACGACCUGCAGAGUUUCGGCUUGGACAACAUAAACAUGACCCAUCUGAUCAAACACCUGUCGUUUGGUAAAGAUUACCCCGGCAUCGUUAACCCUCUGGACGAGACAGAUGUCACAGCGCCACAAGCAUCAAUGAUGUACCAGUAUUUUGUGAAAAUUGUUCCGACCAUCUACGUGAAAACUGAUGGAGAGGUGGUAAAAACAAACCAGUUCUCAGUCACCAGACACGAGAAAGUGGCCAACGGGUUAAUAGGAGACCAGGGCCUGCCGGGCGUGUUUGUCUUAUAUGAGCUGUCACCCAUGAUGGUUAAAUUCACAGAGAAACACAGAUCAUUCACACACUUCUUAACAGGAGUUUGUGCCAUUAUUGGAGGUGUAUUUACAGUGGCCGGUCUGAUCGACUCGCUCAUCUACCACUCGGCCCGGGUCAUCCAGAAGAAGAUAGAGCUGGGCAAGGCCUCCUAACAGCGCCCCCUGCUGGCCUCCACGGUGCAACACAGAUCAAGACACGGACACAGAGAGAAGAGGGACAGACUGACAGAGGGAGAAGGUUGGAAACAGAAUCAAGUAGUUUUCCUUCAGUCUUUCUGUCUGCUGUCAGAUUGAGUGAGAGAAACACAGAGAGAGACAGAGACAUUUGAAAUCAGCCAAGUUUUUAAUUCCUCUGUCUCUCUUUUCGUUCCGGAAAAAACACUGGAGAGGAACUCGAGGGCCUUUUUGAAUUUUGCUCUCCGCUGUUAAAUUCGAUGCCAACAGGACAGAGUCGGAGUCAGACACCGACGGGAGACUUGUGUGAUUGAACUUGAGCAGAGAGGAUGACGCCUCGUCUGUUCACAGAAGCGUCUUUAUGGAAAAAGGGAGCUUCCUACCCUCCCUCCUGUUUACAUCCUGCUUCAGCGCCGCUUCACGCUCACAUCACUACACUGAAGUCAGCUGGACCAUCUGUGGUGGAGCCUUUGCUCCAGAGGGGUGAGGAUGAGAGGGCAUGGAGACUUUUAAAGGAACACGUCACCCCAGAUUUUCUGUUUUCUAAUCAGUUACUCCCCGAAAUGUUUGACGAAGAAAGGUUUGUGCUCACAUCUCUUUAAACAGAAUCAAGGAAUGUCCACAAGAUGAUGUUUUCUAGUGAGUACAAGAAAGUGAUUUUGGGAUCUCAAUGUAACAAAUUUUUUGAGUAUAGAAAAUUAUUGUUUCGGUUGUGAGUUUUAAGCAUAAGUUUGGUGAUAUUUCCACUUUUCUUUUUGUCAACAAAUCCAACAAAAACUAUUAAAACCACAUCAGUGAGCCGCUGGGUGACAUGUUCCUUCAUUCAUCCUGAGCACACACACUCUAGUUUAUUGUGACUCGAUCCCACAUUCACCGUCCUGCUACCACAGACACUCACUAGAGCACCAAAUGUGGAUUAAUCGGCCGCUGAAAAUAGUCCCCAACAUUGGGAGUAUUUAUUCCUGUUUGAGAGACCAUGCUUAAGACUACAGUGCCCAGCUAUUAAAGAUCAGUCUUCAGAAGGAGCCAUUGGGUUUGGGGCUUGGAGAGCCACAGACAUGUUAUGUCAGGAAGCAGUGAGAAACACACUAACACGUGGUUGGUUUUUCAUGGGAUUUGUUGACAAUAAGAAAAAUACACAAUUUGGCCUCCCUAACCUGCCUGCCUUCUCCAGUCAGGGCCAGCACACAUGCCAUGUCUUCAACUGCCUAGAAAACACGAAGUUGGUGCUGGGUUGUGCCUACACUGUGCCAGCUGAGGCAGGCUGCACUUGACGUUUCGUUUGACCAUCUCAUAGCCCACUUACCUGAAAUCCUGAGUGCAGAGCUGAUCUUCUUCCAGGCGUCGCUUUGCUUUGUGUAUUAGGCCUAAAGUGUUGUACGUGGGACAGAUGUAAAGCUCUGGGUAGCCCCGCACUAAAAUGAUGAGCUUCUUCUCCAUGGUUACCAUCGACUGAUAUUAAUGAUAGAAAGGAAAGAUAUCUGCCAGCUGUGACUGGUUGUUUCUUGCAUUCUUUAAGUCUGUUUUAAGACAAGUCAAGAAUUUAAUGUUAAAGUGUUUUAAAUACAGUAAUUUUAAUCUAAAUUCCAAUCAGGUAAAAAUGUUCAAAACCAAACAGGAUCUCUGAAGACUAUAAGUAUGUUAGUUUGAUAAACAAGUGGCUUGAUAUCAUGUUUCUGCGAGUCUUUAAUGAACUUACACGAAACUUUGUCCACUGGUUGAAGCUCAGUUUUCUAUGAAUGUGAGGAAGGGAUCAUCUUGAACUCUAACAUGUGAAUAGUUAAUACGAAACUCUUUGGGUGAUGUGUUCCUUUAAGACUUCCCAACAGAAGAAUACUUAAAAAAAGAUUUCUGUCUCACUUAAAUUAAAACCACUAUGUGUACAAUUUUAUAAGUUUGUUAAAAAGGAUCCCGAUGAAAGAUGCUGCUCAUCUCCAUGUACAUGUGAUCUCCAUGUGAUCUGUGAGUGGAUGUACAGGUUAGUCUAUCCCGAUCAUCAGACUCAGUUUUGUUCUCUUCUGUCUGACUUUGCGUCCCUGUCUGAUCACAACCAUUGAUGAUACGAGUGCAGCUGGAAACACAAACUUUAGAAUAAAAACACAGACACUCAGAGCCGUGUCACGGGUUGCUCUGGCUGAGUAGCGCCCCUUUAAACGCCCCUGUGUCCAACUAGGUGAUUAUCAAACUUGACUUCAGGAUGGUGUUUGACCUGCAGAGCAGCGGGGAGGUUUUUUCUCCCAGCAGCAGCUGAUUGUUGCUGAUUGGGUCAUUAGUCUGAACUCUUCCCAGCCUGUAAAAUCUCAGAAGAACAUGACGAAACGCUGCUCUGCUUUAUUACUGCAAAGCGAACAUAGUGUCCGAUCAGUCAAUCAGUAACUUGCUGAACUGAAUCAGAGAGACGAAACAAAGACAGAGAGAAUGUAUAAUCUCCUCUGAUGUAAGCUGAGGCGUUUAUUUUGGAGGAUUCUGGAGUCAUACGUGUUCAAAUCUUACACAUAGUGGCUUUUAAAAAACUUGAUUUCAGACUGAAUUAAUGACAGAAUGACUUGACAUAAUCACAAGUUGGCAAGGAAGGUUUUCAGUGUGAUAUUUAAGAAGCCAAACAGUCCAUUUUGUUUUGUGUUUAAGUGGCAGUUGAGGCUAAACCAAUGAGCCACAGCCAAAAUUUGCAGCACGUGGUUCAGUGUCUUUUGUCCCCCAGCGUUGACUUCAGCUUGCUGGGUUGAACUCAGAAUAUGAAGAUGAGUCUCGACCACAAAAAUCACUGUAGCUUCAAGUGAUUUCAGUAAUUUUCAGACUGCGCUCUGCCUCUUCUCCUCCCCGCUCGUCUGCGUCCAACCUCGCCUGAAGACUUUAAUCAUUUAAUGGAAAUUCAGAUUAUUUUCCCCCCCUACAUUAAAUGCACAAUUUUCAGGGAAGUUCCUUUCCUAAUGACAAAGUUUUCCUGACUUUUCGCUCGACAUGCUCACACAGCGAUUUGGAAAUGAUCCCCUUGUAUGAUUUGAACUCUUUGUGUUUGCAUUCAGGAGUGUAAAUACUGUACAGACACAUCCACCACUGCCUCAGAGAACAGAUAUUAAUGACUAAACACUACGUGAAUCCCACCAGAUCAAGUGUUGCACUGCACUCAGACUAAGUAGAUGACUUUUUUUUUUAAAAUAGGGAAAAGGGCUGCCUCUAUUUUGCUUUCUUUCAUUCCAUGGAUAGUAGGACACAAUCUGCCCUGUUAGACUGCUGUUAAACGAUGUGCUUACAGUUGGUUUUUUUUUAAAUUUGGUCUGUCGGAGUUGGAAAUGUUAAAGGCUCAUAACACAACCAGCUGCUUCAGAUGUGGAUCCUCCUGUGAGAUUUUCAAAAGUGUUAUUCUCAUCCAGAAACUGUGAGUUAAUGACAGGGCCGGCAGGGAGGCAGCAGGAAGCUCCCGACCACAAGAAGACGGUGUGUAAAUGUCGGCUAGAUUCCGACUUUAUUCCUGACCUCACGUGCUGAGUCACCAUAUGAGACCCAGAUGUCGAUCCUCUCUGUGUUUAUUUUCAGCCCAUUCCGACCGUCCUGAGUGUUAGACAGACAGAAACAGACCCAGAGGAGUGAGAUUGUUGGUUAAGAGGAUUUUUGUUUCUGAAAAUAACACACUGGUGGUUUUGCAUGUUUUGGCCCAUUGAUGACAAAUCAGGCAGAGUUUAUGUCAUGAGUCAGCCAUCUUUAUUUCGUUAAGAAAAUCCAAUUUACAGAUUGAAAGUUGCUUCAUAUUGGUAUUCCAACAGUCAGUUACCUUUGAUAUUUUCUUUUCCAUUGUGUCGUAAUGUUGUUACAAGCAAAACUGGACACAUUGAUGUGUUCCAGGAAAACUGGAAAUCCCAAAUUUCAAAGCCAACUCUCAAUUUUAAAGCCUCCAGAUCCCAAAAGGCUCCACUUUCAACUUUAAUCUACAAAGUCAGUGAGUAUUAAUAUUUGUUUCGGUGAUCCGAGCACAAGUGGACAGCCAAGACACAUCGCAUUCAUUGUGUCACCAAUAUGACCACCAUGGCCAGCAUCCUUUUCGGAGACGCGUCAGGACGCAUUUCCACUACAAAAGACGUGGAUAGAUUUGUCCCAGACCACCUCAGCAAGUGAUUUGCGUGAGCGGCUUACAAUGCGCCUUGGGGUUGUUUAGUAUUAAGCAAUGUCCAUUUGUGAUUGGAUAAUCCAAGACGCACUUUGAUACAAAGAAUAAACAGGCUCAGUGUGUCUGAUGCCAGAUGCUGAUGAUGCUUAGCUUUUUAUCCGUAACAAUUAGGACUGCAAGUUAUUUUCAAAGUGCAUUAAUCUGUUAUUUUUGGUCAUUUAACCAUUUGGUAUAAAAAAUGUUGGAUGAUAUUGGAAAAAUGUACCACUCACAAUGUGACACCUUCAAGUUUUGUCUGACCAACUGUCCAAAACAAAGAUAUUCAGUUUAUAAUUAUUUAAAAAUCUUCAUAUUUGAGAAGCUUGAAAAAGAGAAUGUUUGACAUUUUUGCUUGAAAAUGUUAAUUAUCAAAAUAGUUAAUAGUUUUCCUUUUCUGUCGCUCCACUCAGAUUGUUUAUUCACGACAGUCACAAGUGUCUACACACGUCCAAAUGCAAUGUAAAGUCACUAGUUUCACCAUGUCACCACCAUGUUUCUUGGAGUUUUGAGCUUUAAAGGCCAUUUCCAAAUCUGACUUCUGUAUAACGUUGCAGCAAAGCAGUGGUCUGUGAUUGGUCAGUUUUAGUGUCAGUCAAAAGUUCUGGUCGAAGUUGCAGUUUCUUAACCAUGUUAGAAAACCCCAUGGACCAUUAUCCUUUACAGAGUGUCUGUGUUUACUCACUGUGUCUGACGGGAUUUUUCCAACAACAAAGCUCUCUAAUGUAGUGAAUUUUGAAACAGUUGGAUCUCAAAUCUCUCAAAGUUUACCAGGAAGGUGUUUUACAGACCAAAUUAUUAUGUUUGUUUGUAAUAACUUUAAGGUAGAAAACCCUCGCGUCGUGUAUAUGAAAUGAAAAGGUGCUGAGCCUAAAAAAAGGCCCACAUUUUGAACAAUAUCAGUUCAAGUGUGUGUUAUAUAUAGUAUAUUUUUAAUGCUUUACCUUGCCGUCAGACAGCGAUUCCCAACUGGGAACUCAAGCCAUUAUCUCAAAGCCACCAGACUCCACUGACAAAUUAGUAAUUUUACUUCACAGAACACCAGAGUUGCUGGUCUACUGCUGCCUUGAUUGGUUAGUGUGUAAGAUAAAGUGGGGAAAAUAUUCCAAAUAUAGUGUACACUUAAAUUGAUAUUAUUUUUUAGAUUUGUUAAAUUACGUUUUCCUGCAGCUCUGUUCAUCACAGAACAUUGGUUAGCUCCCAUGCCAGUAGAUUGAGGUUACCAAAAAGGCUAGUUAGCAACGUAGCUCAUAAAAUUAGUACAGCAACAUGAUUCUCUUCAUAUAGUCCCUGCUUUACCACACAGCACAAUAUAAGUUGAACAUUUUUGUUGCCUUUUUUUAUUUUGUUAACUGUCAAGCAAGUUUAAAAUCAAUGUACAGUGAUUUUCAGAGUUGACAGGCUUUUAAUAAGUUUUAUUAAAACAGAAAACAUCAGGCUAUAAAUAUGCAAAACCACCAGUUUUACGUGAUCCUUGAUGAUCUAAAUACACCAGUCAGCUGGUGAUCAAUCAAAGUCAACAGGGCUGUGACUCAUUUAGAUGAUGAUUGACUUUCUCUUUGUGUGGAGGAGCUCACCAUGUUGCUCCCAGAUUGUCUGUUUCUGUCCUUUACUACCAAACUAGAACCUGGAAAUGUCUCACUUCCUGCCUGCUGCAGGGUUUUGUCCCAGUAGUGAUGCACGUUGAUUCAAGUAUGCCACAGGUUAUUGCUUGAAGUACAAAAUUUCAGACACGUCAUUGUUUAUCUAAAUUCAUCUGAUUGACCCUCCUCUGGAUUCACUCAGCUGACAGUAUGUAACAGCCUAUUCAGCCAGUCAUGAUGUGAAGAUGUGAGGAAGGUUACAUCGACACUUCAAGCAGAGUAUUAUGGCUGUAAAGAGACUUUUUAAUAAUCAUAAGUAUGAAACCUGUUCAAUAUUUCCUCUCUGUGUGUGUUUCAAAAGCUUCUGAAAUCUGGAUGAUGACGUUUGAUCAUGAAAGUUACUGAUGGUUCAGUCAUUGGUGGUUGGUUGUUGCACCUUUUAACAUCUAAAUCAGUGGCAGGGGUUGUGUGUGUGUGUGGAUGGAUGGAUGGGUGUGUGUGUGUGUGUGUGUGUGUGUGUGUGUUUUCGGAUGCCAGUUGCCAUGUGUGUGUGAGUGCGAGAGAGAAAUGUAUUUAUAUUUUGAUUGUCCUCAAACAGUUUUUAAAAUGACAGAAAAUAAAUGUUGAAUACACCAGC
Epinephelus moara (kelp grouper) is the source of this 7637-nucleotide messenger RNA. It is a transcript of the gene ergic3, whose product is annotated as ERGIC and golgi 3. The transcript has 14 exons. Lineage: Eukaryota; Metazoa; Chordata; Actinopteri; Perciformes; Serranidae. Gene Ontology annotation, cellular component: Golgi membrane; COPII-coated ER to Golgi transport vesicle; endoplasmic reticulum membrane. Gene Ontology annotation, biological process: endoplasmic reticulum to Golgi vesicle-mediated transport; retrograde vesicle-mediated transport, Golgi to endoplasmic reticulum. The record is from RefSeq and is a predicted model, not a curated record. Bases 86 to 1255 code for a protein of 389 amino acids.